Messenger RNA from Onychostoma macrolepis, 3830 nucleotides. RefSeq names its product SPT2 chromatin protein domain containing 1 (gene spty2d1). The record is from RefSeq and is a predicted model, not a curated record. Gene Ontology annotation, cellular component: nucleolus. Gene Ontology annotation, molecular function: histone binding; DNA binding. The transcript is spliced from 6 exons. Gene Ontology annotation, biological process: regulation of DNA-templated transcription; nucleosome assembly. The coding region runs from base 469 to 2388 and encodes 639 amino acids. Lineage: Eukaryota; Metazoa; Chordata; Actinopteri; Cypriniformes; Cyprinidae.
ACAGAAGAUAACGCGUGUCUUAAACAACCGGAAGUGACGUGGGCUUGGUUUUUGCUUUCUUACAGAUCUCACAAGAGGAUUUUCCACAUUCGCGUUGUUUUAUAACCUUUCCGUUUCAUGUCCUUUAAUGACCAUUUAGGAAAACUGGUCCGGUAUCACUGAGCGAAUACAUAACGAAACUUUUUAUUAUUAAUCGGUGAAGCUCUCCGUUGUUUAAGGGUUUAAAUGAACAACAGCUGAUCAGAUAUGGCGAACAGAAGCUGAAGGGAGUUGGUUUCAUCGAGGGUUUCCUCUUAGUUUGCUUCUCCUUCCUCCAAUACUCGGUUGGUUUUAACAGCAGGGCUGAUUUCGGCUGAUUUACAGACUGUAUUUACGGGCACAACGGCUGCCUGAGGUUAGUGUUUGUCGACUGGUAAGUGGUAGCUAUUGCUAUUAGCUAAGUAAGCGAGCUGUGGACAGUCAGGGAUCAUGGAUUUCGACAGCGUGCUGUCUAUCGCCACCCAAAAUCAAGGCCUCAGCAGCAUACCGAAGCGGUAUAGCCUGAAAACCGGUCCACCCAAGAAAGAUGACAGAGUCAAGGGAGUAAAUUCGUCUGCGGUGCAGGCCUUCUUGAAAAAACAGUCCAUAGAGCAAAAGAAAAAAGAAAUACAGAGUAAGAAAGCAAAAGAGGAGCUGCUGGCCAAAAGAGUGGAGCUGAAAUCGGAUAGGAAGGCAAGAGCAAUGGCUUCCCGAACUAAGGACAAUUUCAGAGGUUACAACGGCGUCCCUGUCAUAGAGCAGCCCAAAAAGAGGCGGUCGAAGGGGGAGAGAUCAGAAGAGCAGCAGGCAUCGAACACGUAUGAUGAUGAUGAUGAUGAUAAUGAUGAUGGUGAUAAUUACGACUAUGAGGGAACAGAUUCUGAAUCUGAAGAACCGAGCAUACCUGUUAAGCCUCCGUCUCGUCCUGAGUCCUACAACAAAGUCGACAGCAAACCGAAAAAACCCAGUGCUCCAGCAAGGCCCCCUCCAUCAUCAAUGAACUUUGCGGACCUCUUGAAACUUGCGGAAAAGAAGCAGUUUGAACCUGUUGAAAUGAAAGUAGUGAAGAAGACCGAAGAGAGGCUUAGAACAGCUGAGGAGAUUCGAGAACUCGAAAUAGAGCGCAGAGUCAAGAAUCAGGAUAGAGGGAAAGAGGCCAAACCAGACAAGAAUUCAGGACACAAAGACAGCCGAUCCCAAUCCAGGGAUCCAGGCUCAAAUUCACAAAAGAAGAAUGUAGACCGAGAUAGCAAAAUUGGGAAAUUGCCCAAGCCAUCAGGGGAAAAGUACCUGUCAAAUAGUACCAGCAAAAAGCCAAAGCUUCAAGCUUCCAGUGAAAGAAUUCCAAGUUCUGUCAAACUACAUGGAGACAGAAAUUCAGGCUCCUCAGGUGCCUUAAAUUGUAAAGCUGCCACGAAGAAUGGUGCUCCGUUUCAAUUGAAACCAGCACCAUCCAGACCCUCACAAGGCCAAAGGCCCACAACCUCAAGUGACCUUACCCCAAAGAAGGGGAAUACCUCAGUACCUCAAGGGAAAUCAAGUAUUUUGGGAAGUCGUACUGGAGUUGCUCCUGGUGCAGCUAGAUCAAGUCAAGGACCACACAAAAAUUCUGGGCAAGUUAGACCUAGUAACUCUGAAAGAGGUGGGCAACCUCAGAAACCAGCUAAACCCGGACACUUAUCACGGCCUGGGAGCAACGGACUUGUACGACCCUCUUCUGGUGACCCCUCAAAGCAACCAAGACCAGGUGGUAGUUUGCAAGGUAAGCAGGUUCCUGGAAGCUCCAAGGCCUCCAUAAAUGGACCAAACAGGAUGGGAGGUAGUGUUUCUGGGAGACCAGUAAACGGCAUGGGCUCUGGCCCUGGAAGACCUCAGUGCACUGUUGUUUCAGAGACUAUUUCAUCAAAGAACUUUACACAGAGACCUGGGAUGGUUCCGAGACCUGGGAUGGUUCCGAGACCUGGGAUGGUUCCAAGACCUCCGGGACCUCAAGGCCCCAGAACAGUGAUUGCCCCCUCAGGCCACAGAAUCAUGGUUAGACCUCCUGGACCAGCCUUGCCCCCCAUAACAUCCAGUCUUAAACGAAAGUACGAGGAUGAGGAAGAGUAUGACUCUGAGAUGGACGACUUCAUCGACGAUGAAGGAGAAGAACAAGAUGAAAUUUCAAAACAUAUCAGGGAAAUCUUUGGCUAUGACAAGAGCAAAUAUAAAGAUGAAAGUGAUUAUGCACUGAAGUUUAUGGAGAGCAGCUGGAAAGAACAGCAGAAAGAGGAAGUGAGGAGCCUGCGAUUGGCAGUGCUGGAGGACCAGGAAGAGGAAAGACGAGAACUUGAGGAGAUACAGAGGAAGAAUGACAAGAGGAGAAAAUGAUUGUGAUGAUUGUUUCACAUGAAAUAAAAUGCUUCUCUCCCUUUACACAGAGAACCAGUGUAUAUGGCGUUCCUUAAUGACAUCUGUUUUUGUUUCUGCCUCAGCUUACGCCUGGGAAUCAAGGAGGAUGAAGAGGACAUGCGUAUGGAGGAGGAGGAGAUGAAAAGAAAACUAGCGAUGAAAGCAAAGCAGAAAAAGAUUUAGUUUACCUUCCUUGACUUUGAUAUAGUCUUAUUUGGUUGGGAGGAACCGAGUGGAAUGGAAAUGCCUUCCAUGUGCCGCUGACGUUGUUACACUAUUUAUUUGAAUGGCCAAGCCAUGGGAGCAGGUUUGCACUAUCAAGAGCCCAUCUGACAUAGCUGAGCUUCGGAGAAAAUAAUAUAUGAAAUUAAUAUCUGAGAAUCACGAUAGCAUUUUUUGUAUCUGUUGAAACCAUGAAAGUAUAUCUAUGUGGAUGCCUUACUCAAGCACCAACUUCCAGAUUGGUCCUGAUUUGGGGAGAGUUAUUUUAUAACUUGUACAAUUUAAUUGGUUAAAAGACACAAGACUGCCAUUUUUCCAAUGUAUUUUUUGUUAAAGUGAUUUGACAGAAUCUGUUGUCCUGUCAUUUGUUAAUUUCGUGCUGUCGCUGUAAUGGUGGAUCUGGUUUCAGAAACCUGGAAGUUUCAGCUGGGAUGAAACUCAAAUAUUAACUUUGUGCCGUGGAACACAUCGGUCACGUUGCACAAUGCAUGUUUGUAAUGCAAAUUACAUCGUUCACAUUUCAACAUCAUCUAAAUAACUAGUCAACAUUUGUAACAUGGCAAAACCAUGGUAUUCUGUGACAAAUCUUGAAGUACCUAUGGUAACAAAAACACAUCAAAUGGACAACGCAGUAAAUUUUGUAAAAGUUACUGAUCCAGACAAUCAGUGUGGAGUUGGCAAUAUGUUCAAACAAAGAUGUUGGUAGGUGUAAUUUUUAAUGUGUCAAGAAAGACAAAGUGGUAGACAAGUCAUUGGGUUAACCUUUCCUGCCCAGGUAGCACACGUACGUCUGAAAGAUGUCUGUUAAAGAUCACUUCAUCUGGAAAGCAUCUGCUGUGUACAAACAUCUGACAGACAUCUUUAAGAUGUCAGUUUUACAUAUGUUCUAAAUAAUAAACUUCUAUUUGACAUCUGAUAGGAAACAUAAACGCAGAUGUCAAAUAGAGGUCUCUGUGACGUACGUGUGCUAUCAGGGUAAUUACUGUACCACUUGCUCUCGCUGAUUUUGUCACUGGACCAGAGUAAAUGGCCGCAAGAGUACCGCCAUCAUCUCUUUAUUUUCUGCUUCAAAGCAAGGCACAUAUAAUAUUUCACGCAACGUUUGACUGAUUUGUUGCUUCCACCUUGGCUAACAGAGUCAUGGUACAUUUUUACAUAAGGUCAGGUAGCUUAUGAACGAAUUUAUGAAUAAAUGAGCC